This is a messenger RNA of Ictalurus punctatus (channel catfish), 4776 nucleotides long. RefSeq names its product F-box protein 11b (gene fbxo11b). Lineage: Eukaryota; Metazoa; Chordata; Actinopteri; Siluriformes; Ictaluridae. Gene Ontology annotation, molecular function: zinc ion binding; protein binding. The coding region runs from base 284 to 2923 and encodes 879 amino acids. Gene Ontology annotation, biological process: protein ubiquitination; ubiquitin-dependent protein catabolic process; regulation of apoptotic process. The transcript is spliced from 22 exons. The record is from RefSeq and is a predicted model, not a curated record.
CUCUCGUGCGCGCGCGCUGUCUGUGAGUGCGUUAGCGUUAAUGGCUCCUCCUGCGCGCGAGAGAGACGCCGAGCUCCAGCACCGAGCAGCACAGGGGGAGCUGUCCCAACACCCCGAAAAGGGAAAAAAACUCGCUCUCCGUCAGCGAAAUUUGAAGUGUUUACGCAGUUGAGUUGGUUAAUUUGAAACCGAGGACCCCCAUGUUAACGACGGAAGGCGAACGUCAGAGGAAAGCGUUGUGAGUUUUUGAAAUAAACAACAAAAAAAAUAAUCAACUCGCCAAAUGAACUCCGUCAGAGCGACCAACAGAAGACCCAGGCGAGUAUCGAGGCCGCGCCCGGUGCAGCCCGAGAGGAACAACGGCGAAAGAGAUGAGGACGUCCCUGCAGAUAUGGUUGCAGAAGAAUCUGGUCCAGGAGCUCAAAACAGUCCGUACCAACUCCGCAGAAAGUCCUUGUUGCCUAAGAGAACCACGUGUCCCACAAAAAGCAGUAUGGAGGGAGCCUCCACUUCAGCAACAGAAACCUUUGGUCACAGAGCAAAACGUGCCCGGGUGUCAGGGAAGUCCCAAGACCUUCCAGCUUCCCCCGCAGAACAGUAUCUCCAAGAAAAGCUUCCAGAUGAGGUGGUCCUGAAGAUUUUUUCCUACCUGCUGGAGCAAGACCUGUGCCAGGCUGCUUGUGUCUGCAAGCGCUUUAGUGAGCUAGCUAACGACCCUAUUCUCUGGAAGAGAUUGUACAUGGAGGUGUUUGAAUACACACGGCCCAUGAUGCAUCCAGAGCCAGGGAAAUUCUACCAGAUAAACCCUGAAGAAUAUGAGCAGCCGAACCCAUGGAAGGAAAGCUUUCAGCAACUGUAUAAAGGUGCACAUGUAAAGCCUGGCUUUGCAGAACAUUUCUACAGCAAUCCAGCCAGAUACAAGGGCAGAGAGAAUAUGCUGUACUAUGACACCAUUGAGGAUGCAUUGGGAGGAGUUCAGGAGGCCCACUUUGAUGGGCUGAUCUUCGUUCAUUCUGGAAUCUACACAGACGAAUGGAUCUACAUCGAGUCUCCCAUUACGAUGAUCGGUGCAGCUCCUGGAAAAGUAGCUGAUAAAGUUGUUAUUGAGAACACUAGAGAUUCAACAUUUGUCUUUAUGGAGGGUUCAGAAGAUGCAUAUGUAGGUUACAUGACCAUUCGGUUCAACCCUGAUGAUAAAUCAGCCCAGCAUCACAAUGCACACCACUGCCUGGAGAUUACAGUCAACUGCAGCCCGAACAUUGACCACUGCAUUAUCCGCAGCACCUGCACAGUGGGGUCGGCGGUGUGUGUAAGUGGCCAAGGUGCAUGUCCCACCAUCAAGCACUGUAACAUCAGUGACUGUGAAAAUGUGGGACUCUACAUCACCGAUCACGCGCAGGGCAUUUAUGAAGAUAAUGAAAUCUCCAACAAUGCAUUAGCGGGGAUCUGGGUGAAAAACCAUGGCAACCCCAUCAUCAGGAGGAACCAUAUCCAUCAUGGCCGAGAUGUUGGCGUGUUCACGUUUGACCAUGGCAUGGGCUACUUUGAGAGCUGCAACAUCCACAGAAACAGAAUUGCAGGUUUUGAGGUAAAGGCGUAUGCCAACCCCACAGUGGUGCGCUGUGAAAUUCACCAUGGCCAAACAGGGGGCAUCUAUGUCCACGAGAAGGGCCGGGGCCAGUUCAUAGAGAAUAAGAUCUACGCGAAUAACUUUGCUGGCGUGUGGAUCACAUCAAACAGUGACCCAACCAUUAGGGGUAAUGCCAUCUUCAAUGGAAACCAAGGGGGUGUUUACAUAUUUGGUGAUGGCAGAGGUCUCAUAGAGGGUAAUGAUAUUUAUGGAAACGCCCUGGCUGGCAUUCAGAUCCGAACCAACAGCUGCCCUAUAGUCAGACACAACAAGAUACAUGAUGGACAGCAUGGAGGAAUCUAUGUGCACGAGAAGGGUCAGGGUGUUAUUGAGGAGAAUGAAGUAUAUAGCAACACUCUGGCUGGAGUGUGGGUGACCACAGGGAGCACGCCGGUGCUCCGGCGGAACAGGAUACACAGUGGCAAACAGGUUGGCGUGUAUUUCUAUGAUAAUGGUCAUGGAGUAUUGGAAGAUAAUGAUAUCUACAACCACAUGUACUCUGGUGUACAAAUCAGAACUGGAAGCAACCCUAAGAUUAGACGAAACAAAAUCUGGGGAGGGCAGAAUGGAGGCAUUCUUGUUUACAACUCUGGAUUGGGCUUCAUUGAGGACAAUGAGAUAUUUGACAACGCCAUGGCGGGAGUAUGGAUCAAGACCGACAGCAACCCCACCCUACGCAGGAACAAGAUCCAUGAUGGCCGGGAUGGCGGUAUCUGCAUAUUCAAUGGCGGAAGGGGAUUGUUGGAGGAAAACGACAUCUUCAGAAAUGCCCAGGCUGGUGUCCUGAUUAGUACCAACAGUCACCCAGUGUUGAGGAAGAACCGAAUAUUUGAUGGCUUUGCUGCAGGUAUCGAGAUAACAAACCAUGCUACAGCAACCUUAGAAGGCAAUCAAAUAUUCAAUAACAGAUUUGGAGGGCUGUUUCUCGCCUCUGGUGUCAAUGUCACGAUGAAAGACAACAAAAUCAUGAACAAUCAGGAUGCCAUAGAGAAAGCUGUGAGCAGAGGUCAGUGCCUGUACAAGAUUUCCAGUUACACCAGCUAUCCCAUGCACGAUUUUUACAGGUGCCACACCUGUAACACAACAGACAGAAAUGCAAUCUGUGUGAAUUGUAUUAAGAAGUGCCACCAAGGGCAUGAUGUCGAGUUUAUACGACAUGAUAGGUUUUUCUGUGACUGUGGUGCGGGAACCCUGUCAAACCCUUGCACAUUAGCCGGAGAGCCGACACACGACACGGACACUCUGUAUGACUCGGCACCUCCUAUAGAGUCGAACACAUUACAACACAACUGAGGCUCAACCUGUUCUCCAUCUCAACACCCUGGUCUUUAAUUUUAUCCUGUCUACAAAGCAAGAGCUUCUAUAACUUUGGUCUUGGUCUUAGAAAGACUCUGCAUACAAAAUGACAGGACGACAAACUCUUUAGACUUGAAUCAAUUGUUGUACGGUAAAGGAAACCAUUUUCGAGCGGAGACAUGGGACUCCUUUGGAUCUCUACCUGUUUACUGGAUAGAGAUGUGUCUAUAUUGCUAAAAAAAAAAAAGGGUUCUGAUGCAAGCGGAUGCGAGAGAUUCCCUGUUCGUUUUCAGUUGGCUCUCCAUCUGCAAAGAGUUAUUAGUUGACUAAAGCUUUGGAAGAGUUAAGAGCUGCACAGAGAAGCAAUAUGUUGACUCAGGAUUCUGGAGAUUAAGAGAAGAAAUGAAAGCGGCAUCAACUUUCAGCAGAAGAAUGACGGAAACGUCCGAACCGAUAAGCCUGUGCAGUCUCUGAUGCGUGCAGGUUCAGGUGAAGUUCUUUUGCAGUUUUGUACAGACGUAACGGUGGCCAGAAACACACAGCCGUCACCCCUCCCCCAGAGACGCUGCCUGGAUAAGAGGGAGAGCCAUGAUGACAUGGCUUCCUUGGCAACUGUUUCUAGGUAACAGAUUUGCUGGUUAUAUGUAUGGUAUAAAAAAAAAAAAAAUUUGAAAAAAAUGUGGUUAGCACUUGCUUUUUUUUCUUUCUUUUCCCCCCCCUUUUUUUUUUAAAUUUUAUUUUAAACGUUAAUGUUAUUCUGAUCAACAAAUAUGAUUUUAAUGCUUUCUCAUGUAGUUUUGUAUUUUCAAGCAAAAAUCUUACAGUAUUUGAAUGUCUUUUAUUUUAUUAUAUAUUAUAAUUAUUAUUGUUAUUAAUAUUUUCGUUAGCGCAUGUUAGGCUUGUAAUCAUACUGUGUCUCAGCAUAUAAAUUCUUUCUGUGAAAGAGGAAUAGUGAAAAAAACAAACAAGAUUUGGAAAACACUACAAUGUCCUCCAGCUAUGGUUUUCGAUAGGCAAGGUAAGAAGCGGGUGUCAGUGUGUGGUGGGGUUUUUUUUUUCUUUUUUUUUUUUCUUUCUUUCUUUUUAUUAUUUAUUUUUGUUUUCUUUUUUGUUUUUUAAAUUCAUUUUUAUAGACUUCCUCUGGCUGUGACUCUUAUAAAGCCUACGUGUGGUCCCAAAGCUCAGUGUUUGCUUCACCUUUCACUGCCAUUUAGACAAACAGGGACAUUACACUUUUAGGGGUUUUUUUGUUUGUUUGUUUUUUAAUAUAAAUAAAUGUCUGCCUAAACAUUGGGGAAAGUGAUUUCUAACCAGACUUUAAAGUGCUAAUAAGGUCCCAAAGGAAAUGGAAGUGUUUGUGAACACUGGAACAGUUAUAUUAAUGUUUAUGUGAAGUUCUGCUUCAUUUACGCUUUUAUUCUUGGCCAUAGAGUUAAUUUCAUGGACAGCAAUGAGUAUAUCUCCCAAUUUUAUUCGGAUAUAUUUUUUUCUUUUGACCCAUGGCCCAUUCCGUGUCUGUUUUUGAGUGAUGAAUAUAAUUGAAAAGCAUUGCUGGAGUUUGCCAUGUUUUAAGGCCCUGGCCUCUUCGAAGCUGAAACACAAGUCUCUACGGCCUCAUUGUCUUUUUGCCCCCUCUCUUCAUCCCCCAUCUCUGUGUAAUGUGGUGACUGUGGCUUCUCAUGCCGCCGCAAUUGUAUGCAUGUACCAUAACAUCUAGACUUAAUAUAUUGUGAAGUAUUCAAUAACCAUUAUGUAGAUGCUAGUGUGAAUUCAAAAAGGGUUUAAUUUCCUAGAAAACAAAAGAAAAAGGAAACUGGUCAUUUUUAAGAAAAUAAACUUUAUUAGAUCAA